Molecule: messenger RNA, 777 nt
Organism: Porites lobata
Lineage: Eukaryota; Metazoa; Cnidaria; Anthozoa; Scleractinia; Poritidae
Source: the annotation of a GenBank genome assembly
AUGGUCAGGGUUGCGCCAACUUUUGACAUUGAUUUUGACUAUCAGCCCAUCUGUCAAUCUCAAAAGACUGUACCCUCAGCUCAGCCUGCCAAAAAGAUUACACUUGAAGAGCUCCCUACACUUCAAGGCAAUCAGAAAGUGAACGUCACUGCUUCAAUUUCACUGGGAAAUGAAAAGGCUAAACCAGUUCAACUGAAAACAUCAAAGGAGAUGACAUUAGUCAAGGAGAAUUGUGUUCUAGAAGAUGAAACUGGAACUGCAACUAUUCAUGUAUGGGAUCCACUUAUUAACCAGAUCAAAAGUGACACCACAUAUGUGAUUGACAACCUUACUGUAAAACACUUCCAAGGAAUCACCCAUUUAGGAACAAGACGCACAACAACCUUUCAAGAGGCCGAUCAUCAGCUGAAAACUCUAAAUGGCCCUGCAUUACUCCAAAAUCCUGAGAAAGAAGCAAAAGUACAGAGAUUUAAGAUGAUAAACAAACUAAGUAUUUAUAUUAACUGCCAAGCAUGCAAACGAAAAAUUAACGAAAUGUCCCAACAGAAAUCACUCAAAUGUAAAAACUGUGGAGUACGACAGAGGCAAGCAGAGUGCAAGCGAGAUGCAUCUAUGCAACUACUUGUACAUUUGGAUGACAAAGAUGUGUGGUUAACAGCAUUUACAGAUGUUCUGGAGUCCCUAUUCGCCACCCACUCAACUAUCUCCUUACUAAGUGACUCAGAUACCAUUGAAGAACUGUUAAUGGAUAUAACAGACAUUGAGUUCACAUACAAU